Enhydra lutris kenyoni (northern sea otter) is the source of this 5636-nucleotide messenger RNA. Its product is annotated as TGFB induced factor homeobox 2. Lineage: Eukaryota; Metazoa; Chordata; Mammalia; Carnivora; Mustelidae. The record is from RefSeq and is a predicted model, not a curated record. The coding region runs from base 2639 to 3352 and encodes 237 amino acids. The transcript is spliced from 2 exons. Gene Ontology annotation, biological process: regulation of transcription by RNA polymerase II. Gene Ontology annotation, molecular function: DNA-binding transcription factor activity, RNA polymerase II-specific; RNA polymerase II cis-regulatory region sequence-specific DNA binding.
GCCCCGGGACAGACACGUGAGUUUUCUUUCUUGCAGAGCCCCCGCCCCACCUACUUUGCGGGCCGGCGGGGGAGCUGGGGCGCCGAGUCUAGCGCGGGGUAGGGGGCUGAGGGGGUGCGGGCGCCCCGAGCGCAGGCCGAUUCCCCGCCGCCCCGGGAGCCAUGUGCUCCGACUCGGUCUGGGCCGCGGGGGAGACUGCGCGCUUUGUGUGAACUGCUGGGAAUGCAGCGUGAGUGCGCGGCCCGGGGGAGUGUCCGGUGGAGCUGGGGGAGUUGUCAGAAAGUGCAUUCGGGAGUGGCUGCAGGUCGGCGUCGUGGAGUGUAUAGAAGGGUGCACCGGGUGUCCUGUCGUGAGGGUGCUGCCACGGGCCAGUUGGGGUAAGAAUUGAUCGCUGGUGUGAUGACGUUUGGAGUUUCCUCAGUCUGAGAGAUCGUGGGUGGGCGGGUCGGUUGGAGUUUGUGGGUAGGCAUAUAGCCAGGAAUUGGGCUGGUUUCGUGGGUACCAGUUGUUCGUGGUAGACGUGGGCUCUGUAAGCUUUGUGUGUGCUGUGUUUGUCGGUGAAAACCUUGGUGGUUCCAGGAGCUAAGGGAUGGGUUGGUGCCUGUUAUCUGAGCACUGCUACAGAGUUGCCUGGUGGUGAGGGCGUGUGUGUCUGUCAGUCUGUGUGUCUGGGUGUGAGUAUGGGGUAUGUAUGUGGGAAACCUCCCCCCGUUGUAAGCUGGCUGGAGUGCAGGACACGAUGGUGGAGAGAGGUCUGUUGUAGGCUCAGGGGUCAUCUCCACCGGCCACCCUAGGAACCCUGCAGACUGGGACUUGGUUGGCAGCCAGGGUGGAAUUUAUACAGAUAACCCUGAGUAAACUUCUCAUAGCCUGCCAAGACUGCAUCCCUGAGCCCAGAUCCCAACUGCCCUGGCCAGCUAAGUCCCAGAAACCUGACCUCAGAAAGCAGCCUGCUGUUGGUGUUCUCUGAGGAGUGGCACCUCUAACCAGUGCCUGUCUCACCUCCAGGUGGCCUGGCUGGGAGGGUAGACCCUUCCCUCGAAAGCCUGGCCGAGCCAGCCCAGAUAUCUGGGCUCAGGCCCAAGUCGAGGAAACAAAACCUGGGAGAUGCCAGAGUCUGUUGGCCCAGCCUGCUGGGUAGCUGUUAAAAGGCUGAGGAGGGAGGAGCCUUGAGAUUCUGGCAUUAGCUUGCCCUGGAACUUUUGGUUUUAAAAUGUAAAUCUCUUUUGCAUGUGUGAACCAGAAGUUAGGAUGAGUAACUGAGUCGGGUUGUCUAGGGAAACCCCUUCCUACAUUUGACAGGUGAAGAGGGGGCUCAAGCCCAGAGAGGAGAGAGCACACUUGCCAAGGUCACACAGCCAAGGGGAGAGAACCAGAGUCCAGCCUUGUUCAUUUAUCUGGAUUUUUGAGGAAUUGAUUCAUGGACCCAGCCAGGGGCUAGAUGACAAAAGAGAAUGUCUGAGACAACCAAUAGGGAUGACUCAACACUGCAGGGCACAGUAGGUGCAGUAAAUGUGAAACACCCAUUGCGGUAGGACCGUAGUGAUUAAUAGACUUUCCAGACCUGGGCAGCAAAAUGCUAGAGUUUGGGGAGGCUGGCGAGAGUUGGUUGUUGUUGUUGGCAAACGUCGGUCCAAACCUUGCUUCCAUACCCUAUCCUGGAGGUGAAGGGUUUUUUGUUUGUUUUUUUCCAUAACAGCUUUAUGGAGAUGUAACUCACAUAUCCUACCACUUACCCAUUUAAAGCAAACAAAUGAGUGGUUUUAGUAUACUCACAACUAUGUAACCACCACCACAGUCAAUUUUAGAACAUUUUUAUCACCUCAGAAAGAAACUCCAUACCCUUUAGCUGUCCUCCUUCUAGGCUCCUCCCCCAGCCUAUUCUAAAUUGGUCAUUAAAACGGACUCAUAUGUAUUUUUCAUGACUUGCUUCUCUCGCUUAGCAUAUUUUCAAGGUUCAUCCACACUGUAGCAUGGAUCAGGACUUAGUUCCUUUACAUGGCCAAAUAAUACUCCACCAUAUGGAUGGACUACAUUUCGUUUUUCCAUUCCUCCACUGUUGGACACUUGGGUUCUUUCCACCUUUUGGCUAUUACGAAUAAUGUUGCUAUAAACGUUUGUGUUCAAGGUUUUGUGUGAACGCAGGUUUUCAUUUCUCUUUGGUAGAUGUCUAGGAGUGAAAUUACUGGGUCACAUGGUAACUGUUUAAAUUAGGUGGCGUUCUCUCUUGGUCUUGAUUUUCUCAUCUAUAAAAUGACGAUAAUAGUAGUGUCUGUCUUAAAAGGACUUGACUGAGAUAGUGUGAAGUGCUCAGUACAGUGCAUGGAAAACAGACCUCAGGGGUAGCUAAAAUUCUUUGUAGUCUGGUACUGCUUCUUAAAGAGCUGCCACUUAUCUCACUAGUCCUCUACUGAGUGCAUGAAAUGAAAGCAUCUCAGACUCAUCCCUUCUAGGUUGCCCAGGCGAAGGUAUGGCCUGAGACUUUGAUUUACCAUUCCUCCAUUUCGGUGUCCCAGGCUAUAAUGAUGAUGUGUUUGGAGACAGGGAAAGGGUAAAAGGGAAUGUGUGGUAAUGAUGUCCCCAUCCCCUCUGUCACUUGUUCCAGGCUUGCCCAAGGUCCACCUAGCCCCUAGACACCAUGUCAGACAGUGAUCUGGGUGAGGACGAAGGCCUCCUCUCCCUGGCAGGCAAGAGGAAGCGCAGAGGGAACCUGCCCAAAGAAUCGGUGAAGAUCCUCCGGGACUGGCUGUACUUGCACCGCUACAACGCCUACCCCUCAGAGCAGGAGAAGCUGAGCCUUUCUGGACAGACCAACCUGUCCGUGCUGCAGAUAUGUAACUGGUUCAUCAACGCCCGGCGGCGCCUUCUCCCAGACAUGCUCCGGAAGGACGGCAAAGACCCCAAUCAAUUCACCAUCUCCCGCCGCGGGGGUAAGGCCUCAGAUGUGGCCCUGCCCCGAGGCAGCAGCCCCUCAGUGCUGGCUGUGUCUGUACCAGCCCCCACCAAUGUGCUCUCCUUGUCCGUGUGCUCUGUGCCACUCCACUCAGGCCAGGGGGAAAAGCCAGCAGCCCCCUUCCCACCAGGGGAGCUGGAGCCCCCGAAGCCCCUGGUGGCCCCUGGCAACACACUCACUCUACUGACCAGAGCUGAAGCCGGAAGCCCCACAGGUGGACUCUUCAACACGCCACCGCCCACACCCCCAGAGCAGGACAAGGAGGACUUCAGUAGCUUCCAGUUGCUGGUAGAGGUGGCGCUACAGAGGGCUGCUGAGAUGGAGCUUCAGAAGCAGCAGGACCCAUCGCCCCCCUUACUGCACACUCCGAUCCCCUUAGUCUCUGAAAACCCCAAGUAGGCAUCUGCCAAAAGGGGUGCUCGAGGCUCGAGCCAGCUGUCCUGGGUUUCCAUUUGAGUUCCCUUUCAUACAGAGGGUUUUCUUGGAUCACUGCCAAACAUCGGGAUCAUCUCCUCUGUCCAGAGGUCUUCAGCAGGAAGACGCCAGCUGGUGUCACUGCACUGUGACAGGGACCUCUCUGCUAACUGCCGUUUCUCCAGGCCUCCUCAGUGAUGAGAUUGAGAUCGGAGACAGGCAUGGUGCUGCUGCUGCUUCUCCAGAGAAUCCCUAGGACACCUCUGUCCCAGCCUGCUUUCCUGGCUGGGCACAGGACACCCACCACAUUCAGACCUACGCCCUGGAGCUGGGCCUCUCUGUGUUAAGCAAAGUGUGGACAGUCCAAGUUCAUACGUGUGAACAAAAGAGAAGAGGAACCCAGCAGAUGUAACAGAACGGACUCCAGUUGAAUGUUUAGGUUUUCACUAAACUUUAUUUUUCCUUUUUUGCUGGGGUUUCCAUUAAUGGGAGUAGUUAGCCCAGGUGUGGGGAGUCAGUGUGUGUUGCCUGAGGGAAUCUGACGAACUGGGAAUUAGGCACCACUGCAGCUGGUGAGUGUUUUACAGGGAAGGAGUAUCUUUAUUUCGGGGACCAGCUAAAUCUCUGCAAAAUUCCAAAUGGUUGUUUUAUUGUUGGUUUGAUUUACAAAAAAAAAAAAAAAAAAAAAACGACACACACACAAAAAAACCCUUUUUGAGCUUUGGCUUUUCUGCGUCAGGCACAAAGCCUUUAAGAAUAAAGAAAGGGUCCAAUACAGAAUCUGACCAAACCUUCUAAGCGCAGAGCAGAGAAGGAUGAUAAAAACCGGACAGGUGGUUAUUGGUUUGGUUUGUUCGUUUUUCUGUUUUGUUUUGUUUUUUAAAUUUUUGUUUUUACUAUGUUUUGGGGGACAGAGGAAGUUAGCUAGACCAAGGCAGUGGGUUUUUUGGUUUUGUUUUGUUUUUUCUCCUUAAUGUUUUCCCCUCUUUAUCCUUGAAAGUAUGGCCAAGCAGCCUGAGUUUUGAAUUCCUUUAAGAACUUUGGAUUAGUGUGGCCAGAACGGAAAAAGCUGCCAGUAGCUCCUACUUGGAGAGAAGUGAGCCACCUACUGGUCAGGAAGCCCUUGUAGCUGACUCCGAUGGGCAGUUAUUCCCAUGACAGUGGCAAGAACCUAUUCCUGGAAGACGCAGGGAACGUGCCCCCAGCUGCUGAGAAGCUGCCUUCUCUGGAGGCUGGGGCUGGAAAUCGGUUAGGAAGCCUGUCCACUGUGUCUCUGUAUUGCACCUUUCUCUAAAUUGGAGUUGCAGAGCCCUCUGCUCUGAACUUCACAGUGAACUAGAUCACGGUCUUACUCUUCUCCCUCCUCUCCAUUUUUUAUUCUGCUGUCUCACUGCUAACAGCGUUUGACAGCAAUACACCCCAUCUUUAUAUAUCCUAAGAAACACUAAUUCUAGGUUACUAUUAGCCAAAAUAUUUUUGUUCUGAAUAAUGUUGUUACUGAGCCGAAAGACAGGUCAGGAGCCCUCAGCUUCUAGUUUCCUGAAGUUGCCCAGUCAGGCAGGCACAAGGGGGAGAUUCCUGGGGGUUGACUGACUUGGGUGAGCCUGGCCAGGAGAAAGGCAGCAACGUGUGUUCUGUCCUUUCUGGGAUGAUGUCUGAAGGCUUCAGGGAGGCUACCUGACUUCUCAGCGGCUUGGCCUACCCACUGCUGUGGGAAUGGGGAUCAGUUACUUAAGGAGAGGGAGCUUUGCUCUCUGAAUGGGCAAGUUUCCUAGGCUCUCUCUUUUGCCACCCCAGCUCUCUCUUUUGCCACCCCAGCCCGUCCCUGCAUGUCCUAGGGGGAUCAGGGAUCCUCGCCCUCCUGAGGCCCAGCUGGGGAAGAAAGAACAGCAGCUUCAAGACAGCUGAAGCUGCUGUUUGCCCAGCCUGUUCCACCCCACCCAUGUCUGAGCCCAGGUCUGGUAGCACUGUUGGAAGAUGCUUAUAGCAAGAGCCCCUGGCAGUGUACUGGGCUGGGGUGGGACUUUUCCUUCCCACAGUGCACUGAGCAGUAGAGGUGGUGAGGGGUGAGGAGCCAUGCUGCUGAAUUCUGGUUGGCAUUUCCCCCUUGUGCGAGAUGGGGAGGCUGGAGGUAGGGCAGCCUCCGCUUGGUUGGGUCGUGAGAGAAAGCUGGAGAAGCACAGUUAUCCCGUUGAAUUAUUUGAGCAAAAAACUACUGUAAAUAACUUUUGUUUUUGUCUUUCGUCAAAUAAAGUUGUUUUUGGGUUUU